Messenger RNA from Eublepharis macularius, 3941 nucleotides. RefSeq lists its product as uncharacterized. Lineage: Eukaryota; Metazoa; Chordata; Lepidosauria; Squamata; Eublepharidae. Bases 180 to 1118 code for a protein of 312 amino acids. The record is from RefSeq and is a predicted model, not a curated record. The transcript has 2 exons.
AAGAAAUCGUUCCGUUCGCAACAACGAGGGAAGGAAAAGGGAAAUUCCGCUGCAGGCUUAGCCCUGCAGGUGGAUGCGCGUCAAAGUCGGUCUGCCGGAUUUCCCCUGGGUCACGAAGCAGAAAGUGAAAGUUAAAAAAUAAGAGGGAUUUCUUGUAAUUGCUCGGGAAAUGAGAGAAGAUGGCAGCAAGAGCGGGUCUGAAUCUGAAUAUGUCCGAACUCGCGAGAAACGGCAUCCAGUGGGCUCUCAGUGGACUCUUUCAAUCCUUGAUAGUCCAAGUCAAGAGAAUCUUGAUAUUUUCCACCACAGUGAUUAUGAGUUCUGUUCUCCUGUCUGCCUUAUGGCUUGCUGUGCAGAAAGCAGAUUAUUCUCUUUCGAAAGGUGAACAUGAGGUCACGCUGUCAAACACGCAGAAAUGGGCCCCGCACAGUGUCAUCCGAAUCCUAAGGGAUUUUCUGCAGUAUGCGGCUAUCGUGUUGUCAUCCUAUGAACCACUGUCCCUUCGGAACCUCUUGAGGCACCGCGAUCAGCUGAACGGGGUGAACUAUAUGCUCCAAGCUUGUUUCAAUGAAGCCAUUGACGGCUUUAAUCAGGAGCCCCUCUUGGUGCAAGAGAAUUCCAAAAUGGUCAUCCAUUGUGAUGGACAAACCGUACAGUUCCUCUCUGGCACUGGGGACUGUGAGAUUUCAGUGUAUGUCUUACGUAACAGUAUCCAAUAUGAUGUCCGGGAACGGACUGCUGAGAUGUACCUCGCUAGGCUGUCCAGUCGGCAAGAGCCGCUGAGUAUUCGUGAUCUCUUGAGGGUCAAAAGCAACUUACAGUCUUGGGGGGUGCUCUCAGAAGAACUGCAGGGUUGCCUGGAGUUUGCAGUGCAAGAAUACUCCGAGGAACCUUUGUGUGUCCAAGACAAUGCCAACAUGGUUGUAGACUGUGGUGGGCAAGUGCUGAAGUUUGCUUCUGGGCGUCAGGACAACGCCAUCAGUAUCUACGAUGUACGAGAUGGCACCAUCCACUACCAGGUCAGGAUCUCAAGUCUGUGGGCCAGCACCGUGCGGUUCUUCAAGGGGAACAAGGAUCACACGUACACACGUAGGAUGAAGCGGUCGCUGUUAGACUGAGCUAACAAUUGACUCCUCUGUAACAUCAAAUAUAUCAAUAUGGUAUAGCCCUUCCUGGCCAACAUCAGUUCAGAUGGCAUGUGGCUGUCGGUGCCAUUUUUAAUGUUUUUUUAAAAAAUCCCCAAAUCUUCUUGCAUGUGGAAAAACAAUAUAUCAAAGAGAAGACUAAGCUUUCAACUAAUAAAACAGAAUAAGCAUUUUUAAAGUAGCAAUAAAACAUUUUGCCUAGCUUUCCACAGGUGGGGAGACAUUUUGGAUUUUUUUUAUUUAUAAUGGGGAGCGUUUAGACUUAUCUCCCACCUGCCGUUUUGAAGUGGUUAAAUCCAGGAAGGACUGAACCUAUUUCUGCCACUGCUCAGGAAUCUCCUGAGAACAUCUAGACCCACCAACUGAGAAGGUGCCAUCCCAGCAUCCUACUAGAAUGAACUAACAGGGAUCGCCAUUCCUACUUUUAUUUGAAGAAGGGAACUUUGACUCUCGAGAGCUUAUACUCUGAAAAUCUUGUUGGCCUCUAAGGUGCUGCUGGACACAAAUCUCGCUGUUCUACUGCAAACCCAGUAGCAGCAGCCGACCAGCAUGGCUACCCUUAUGAAACGGUUUCUGCAUAGCUGAAUUGGUAGCACUUCCUUGGGAAAUAUAUUGGGAGUCACCCUACUGUGGCCCAGCUGCAGUGGUUUGUUGUUUAUUUUAUAGUUAUGCUAGUUUUUGGACCAGACGCGUCCGCAAAGAGGCUCACGGUGGAGAGAAACAUGGAACGAUAAAUUAAAACAAUAAAACACGGUGGACCGUCUUGCUAACAAAAAGAAAACAGUCUCACAAGUUAAACUUGGAUCUCUCUGUGCAGUUGACCCCAUGAGAAUGACUGUCUUGACCUGGUUUCUACAAGCCGGCAAGAGCAUUGUUUAGGACACUGCCAGAAAUAAUCCGGAGAAAGAAGUGUUCUUUCCUGUGGGACAUACCUGUGGUGAGCAACUGGCCCUGCGCUAUGUGCUUCUGUGUGUAAGCCACUGACCUGUGCAGUGCUCCUCACCCAGGCUUCUAAAGGUGGCUUUCUGGGUAACAACCUCCAUAGAGCACUGAAGUUUAAACAAGCUUUGCAGUGGCUGUUACCACAUAGUUCAGUAUGCAUCAUGUGGCUUACCACGCAGAUGAGACUAUGUUUUUUCACCCCAACCACCACUAACUUCUCAUUCUGGACAUUUGCAGAAGUAUGAAAAAUUUGUGCCUGAGUUACUAAAAGGCCAGACAGAGUGAUUUUAAAUAUGCCGUCCAUUCAUAACAUGUAAACCAGCACAAAGAGAGGCAGCCGUUCGGGACCAGCAGCUAUCCUGGACCAUAAAAGAGCUCCUUAGAUUUUAAGAUCUGAAUAUUUCUUCCUCAGUUUCUACUAAGGGUCUAGAGAUACAUAUGGUUCACCCAUGGUAUACACGGAGGAGCCCUGUGGCACAGAGUGGUAAGCUGCAGUACUGCAGCCCAAGCUCUGCUCACAACCUGAGUUCGAUCCUGGCGGAAGCCGCGUCCAAGUAGCCAGCUCAAGGUUGACUCAGCCUUCCAUCCUUCCAAGGUCGGUAAAAUGAGUACCCAGUUUCCUGGGAGUAAAGUGUAGAUGACUGGGGAAGGCAAUGGCAAACCACCCCGUAAAAAAGUCUGCCAAGAAAAUGUUGCGAUGCGAUGUCCCCCCCCAUGGGCCAGUAAUGACUUGGUGCUUGCACAGGGGACUACUUUUACCUACAGUAUACACAUUCCCCUCUUUCUACUAGAUUUACACUCAUUUUCUCGGAGUACAUUCUAUUGAACAUGCUGGCACUGCUGCCUUCUUGACUAAGUGUGCAUAAGUUGGCAACGAUUUACAUCGCUUUACACAUCACUUUACACUGACAUGGAAUUUCAUUUGCACAAAAGGGAGUUUUAAAAAACCCGUAUCUUCGAUGGCUCCUAUCUGUCCAGAUGGUGCAGUAAUGGAGCACUGGGAAUAGGUAGGAGCGGGGGAGGAGUGGAUAAAGAAACUAGAGAACUGUAAUAAUAAUUCUUAACAACAAAAAUUCUCUUUGACAACGGAGAUUUUCUCUUUGCUCUAUGAAUGAAUAGACCAUGCUGUGGUUGGUGAAGAAUCUUCUUUGCAGUCUAGUUUAUAUCACAUCACCUCUCCCUAGUCCUAUGCAAAUGUUGAAAAUUGUACAUUUGUGAAAUGGUACAGCAAAGAAUUGCUCCGUGUGAGGCUGCCCUCGGAAACAAUUCAGUUAAUACCCGGGAUCCGGAACUCAGCAGUCACAGCGAUUUCUGCUGUGAGCAGAAGGGAACAGAAAAUUACAUUCUCCACAUACCUUCUCUAUUUGUAAAAUCUUAAUGUGAAACCUUUGUUUGUUUGUUAAUUUUUUAUUAGGUUUUUUCACUUAGAUAAACAGUUGAAAAGAAACAAGAAAGGCAAGACAAUAAGGGAAGAAGAGAAAAGGCUAAGAAAGAGAAAAAAGCAAACAAAGGGGGGGAAAGGGUAAUCAUACCUAUUAUGGUCCACUUACAACACUGUUCAGUACAGUUUUAAACAACACAAUUAAAUCCUUUUACAUUCUUGGCAAGUUCAAGUCUUUAUGCUUAUUUGUAACUAUAAAAUGAUAUCCAAGGUCCGGCAAAUUCGUCUCCCAUUUUCCCUUUUAAUAUCAUUGUCAGUUUGUCCAUUUCCACUGUUUCCAUCAUCUUUCCCACAAGUUCUUCUUGGCUUGGUGUUGUUUGCCGUUUCCAAUAAAAUGCUAAUAAAAUUCUGGCUGCUGUCACUGCAUGUAUUACAAAGUGUUUUUGAUCCUUAUUAAAUUCCUCUGGAAUGUA